This is a messenger RNA of Daphnia pulicaria, 2987 nucleotides long. Its product is annotated as ABC transporter G family member 20-like. The transcript has 13 exons. Bases 410 to 2794 code for a protein of 794 amino acids. The record is from RefSeq and is a predicted model, not a curated record. Gene Ontology annotation, molecular function: ATP hydrolysis activity; ATP binding; ABC-type transporter activity. Lineage: Eukaryota; Metazoa; Arthropoda; Branchiopoda; Diplostraca; Daphniidae. Gene Ontology annotation, biological process: transmembrane transport. Gene Ontology annotation, cellular component: ATP-binding cassette (ABC) transporter complex; membrane.
GUCUGUUUUCUCGGUUCUACUAGAGAGGGUUGCGAAUUUUUCGUACUACGAACUCCUCGACGGUUGCCGAACCCGUGGAAAAGGCGGAGAGACUGUGACGAAAUCUCCCCCCCAACACAACACACUAACAAACUCAUCGCCCGGCCGUUUUACUCUGUAAUCGUUCUGGUCCCGUAGGAAGAGAAGUUUUCUUAUUCGACAGUUAACUUGUAGCCUCUUUUGAAGUUACCUCAUUCUUUGUCGACCGCGCUUCACAACAUUGCCACUUGUAGCCCAGCUGCUGACCAGCUCUGAUGUUGUCUCUGUCUCUCAUUUCUUAUAUCUCUCCAAAAAAGUGCAACACCAAAGUUCGUUUUCCCUCUGCAACCGUCUGUUGUGAUUCGCCAAUCGAAUUACGUGAAUUCCAAAGAUGAAGAAAAAUGCCAGAAGACCGGAGACGAUCGUUUCGUCUCCUCAGCACCGGGUCAGUGGUGAAACCAACGGAACGGCCGCGGGUGACGUUUGCCCGGCUGAGGCCGUCCUCGUCCGCAGCGCAACCAAAAGCUACGGAGUGCGAAAAAACCGCCAUGCCGUACUGGAAGCUUUGGACAUGCACGUCAAAAAAGGAACCAUAUACGGACUGCUCGGGGCUAGUGGGUGCGGUAAGACUACACUUUUGAGUUGUAUUGUCGGUCGCCGGAGCUUCAACAGCGGAGAGGUUUUGGUGUUGGGCCACAAACCGGGCACUCCGGAGAGCGGCGUGCCCGGUCCGCGAGUUGGUUACAUGCCGCAAGAGUUGGCGCUGUACGGCUUUUUCACCAUCAAGGAGACACUCCAGUACUUUGGUCGCAUCUACAAUUUACGGGCGAGCUUUGUUAAAGCGCAGUUGGAGUUUUUGUCCAAUUUGUUGGACCUGCCUCCGAGCAAUCGUUACGUCAAGACGCUGAGCGGCGGACAACAGCGGCGCGUCUCGUUCGCCGUCGCCUUGUUCCACGAACCGGAAUUGCUCAUCUUGGAUGAACCAACCGUUGGCGUUGAUCCUUUACUUCGAAGCAGUAUUUGGGAUCACCUUAUCCGGCAGAGUGUCGACCAUGGAAGAACUGUCAUAGUGACUACCCACUACAUUGAAGAAGCCCGACAGGCUAACACGAUUGGAAUGAUGCGCUCCGGUCGUCUGUUGGCGGAAGAGUCUCCUGACACGCUGCUAGCAAAUUACAACUUGCCUACUUUGGAAGAUGUGUUCCUCAAGCUUUGCAUGAAGGACGACGUCGAAAAUCGAGAUGAAGAUCGCACUGAAAUCGUAGCAACCGCAACCCCCGUUAGACCUGUGACGCUUCACGCGGCUCGAACAGCACAGCUGCCAGGAAGUUAUGUCAAUCCGGCCUUUAACCACAGCACCAGCCAACUUGAUGUCUCUGAGACAGGAAUUACCCGUCAAAAUCGCAGCAAUAGCCGUGAAUUCUCUGCUUCCCCCGCUGAUCGCUUCGGAAAUGCUCUAUUGAAUCUCGGCGUCAGUAGCACAAGCCCAACUCAUUUCGACGACGCCACAGCGACACGAAGCGGCAAGCGUAACAAGUCCAGUCGCAAUUUUCCAACGGUCCUCCCAUCUCUGCAUCGCCUCGGUGCGCUCAUCCGCAAAAAUUUCCUGCUGACGUUUCGCAAUUUCGGAAUAUUUAUCUUCAUCUACUUCAUGCCCGCUUUCCAAGCCAUCGUCUUUAACGUGACCCUCGGACACGAACCUACCGGCCUGAAAAUGGCCAUCGUCAACGAGGAGAUCAACCCCAACCAGGGACGCAUUUGCAAUUACUCGACCGAUUGCUCCUAUUCGAUGCUCAGCUGUCGUUUCUUACGAUACAUUAAAGACAACAUAGUUCAGGUCCCGUACGAAAGUAUGUCGAACGCUUUGGAAGCGGGGAAAAACGGCCAUGUUUGGGGCGUGAUUCACUUUGGACAUAAUUUCACGGAAGAGUUUGAGAUACGCCAGUCUAUUGGCGAUUCCGCAAAUAUCGACAACAUUCUUCGCAGCCAAAUAGGCAUCAACGUGGAUUCUUCCAACCAGCAGAUUGAUGUGUUCAUCCAAAAAUGGCUGCUGGAAGCUUACGGUGAUUUCUUCAAAGAUUUCAUGAGAUCGUGCCAGUUCGAGCCGGAAGCGGGUUACAUCCCUGUUGUGUUUCUCGACCCAGUUUACGGCCAGAAAGAUACUCCGUACACCGAAUUCAUGGCUCCUGGUCUUAUCAUUUCAAUUGUAUACUUCAUGGCGGUAUCGUUAACCGCUGGUGUAUUUGUCUCGGAAAGAAAGCAAGGUCUUCUCGAUCGUUGCUUAGUGGCUGGGGUAAAAAUGACAGAAAUUUUGUUCGGUCAAUUAAUCAGCCAAUUCUUCGUGAUGGCCGGCCAAACAGCGCUGGUUUUCAUGUGCAUGUUAUUGAUCUUCAACAUCUCCUGUCAAGGAAAUUUAGCGCUAGCUGUUUUUAUCACUUUCCUUCAAGGUUUAGUCGGGAUGUGUUUCGGCCUGCUGAUUGCUACUAUUUGCGAUACUGAAAUCAGCGCCCUGUUACUAUCUCAGGCCAGCUUUCUGCCAUUCACCGUUAUCAGUGGAGUAUGCUGGCCAAUCGAAGGUAUGCCUUUUUAUCUCCGUAAUAUUGCCUAUGCAAUGCCACUGACGUACGCCAUUGAAUCUUUGAGAUCGAUUUUCUCACGAGGGUGGGGUGUCGAAAAAACCGACGUUUACGCGGGAGUUUUGAUCAGCAUAGCUUGGAUUUUGACACUGUUAAUUCUGUGCUUGAUUGUUAUCCGCGUUCGUAAAUACGCGAGUUAAAGUUGCAGGCUUGCUUUAGUUGGAAAUCCAACGAUUAGAACCUCGUUUAUCGUUCUAAUAUAAUUGAUCUUGCCCCGCCACAUUUUGUAUUUUGGUUAACUGGGAGGUGACCUGAUUGAUAUGUGGUAAACAACAGUAUUCUAUAUCAUGCAAUGUAAUUCCUGCUCUAAAGAAAUUUUUAUUUCGAAUUUUA